AUGGAGCAGGGGAGAGUGCCGGGAACGAGGACUCAAGAAGAACAAUGGAUGGUUGAGGGGAAAGUCUUCGAUAUCUACGCUGGUUUCCACAGUCUUCCUCCCAACAGCCAAUCUGCAAUCUUGGAGAUACGACGUGAGAAUCACGUUCAGUAUCUCACCAGGGGUCUCCUUCAACUUGGUCCUUCUUUCUGCGUUUUGGAUGCCAACCGUCCUUGGAUUUGUUAUUGGAUACUUCAUUCAAUUGCUGUAUUGGGUGAGUCGGUUGAUCCAAACAUAGAAGCUAAUACCAUCGACUUCCUUUGCCGUUGCCAGGAUCCGGAUGGUGGUUAUGGUGGUGGACCUGGUCAGAUGCCUCAUCUUGCGACAACUUUUGCUGCUGUAAAUGCACUUCUAACUUUGGGCAGUUUCAGGGCCUUGUCUUCAAUUAAUAGGGGCAAACUACACAAAUUCUUGCUGCGGAUGAAAGAUACAAGUGGAGGAUUCAGGAUGCAUGAUGGUGGAGAAAUAGAUGUACGGGCCUGUUAUACUGCGAUUGCUGUCGCAAGUAUAUUGAACAUUUUGGAUGAUCCGCUGGUUCAAAAUGUUGGAGACUACAUUUCAAGCUGCCAGACUUAUGAAGGUGGAAUAUCUGGUGAACCUGGUUCUGAGGCUCAUGGAGGGUACACAUAUUGUGGUUUGGCUGCUAUGGUUCUGAUCAAUGAGGUUCAUCGCUUGGACUUGCCUCGCUUGAUUGACUGGGUUGUCUUUAGGCAAGGUAUGGAAGGUGGAUUUCAAGGAAGGACAAAUAAACUGGUUGACGGAUGUUACUCCUUUUGGCAGGGAGGAGUAGCUGCAAUAUUUCAAGUACUACACCCUAUUAUAUGUGACCAAUUAGGGCUGCCAAAGGAAUACGGGUCACACGUUGAUUCUGAGAGUGAUUAUGAUUCAGAAUCAUCUGAUGCUGAUGCUCAUGCUGAACCUUUGACGGGAUCUUGUCAUUUCAAGGAGGAAGGGCAAGAUGAAUUCUAUUGUCCAUCAAGCAUACCGUCGACUGGCAUUGAUUUUAUUCGUAGCAAGAGGGCAAUGAAACCUAUUUUCAACAGCAUACAUCUGCAGAAAUAUCUUCUUUUGUGUUCACAAGAGGAGGCUGGCUUCAGAGAUAAACCAGGAAAGAGUAGAGAUCAUUAUCAUACUUGUUAUUGUUUAAGUGGAUUAUCACUUUGUCAAUAUUGUUGGACGGAAGAUACAGAAUCUCCGCCGUUACCAAGGGAUGUGCUGGGCUCAUAUUCCAAUCUAUUGGAAGAAGUGCACCCGCUCUAUAACAUUGUCUUAGACCGUUACCAGGAAGCACAUGAAUUCUUCUCAAGUGCUUAG
Messenger RNA from Oldenlandia corymbosa var. corymbosa, 1353 nucleotides. NCBI's taxonomy places the organism in Eukaryota, Viridiplantae, Streptophyta, Magnoliopsida, Gentianales, Rubiaceae. The record is from the annotation of a GenBank genome assembly.